This is a messenger RNA of Candidozyma haemuli, 6852 nucleotides long. RefSeq lists its product as uncharacterized. Bases 1 to 6852 code for a protein of 2283 amino acids. Gene Ontology annotation, molecular function: ABC-type transporter activity; ATP hydrolysis activity; cysteine-type deubiquitinase activity. The record is from RefSeq and is a predicted model, not a curated record. The transcript has 2 exons. Lineage: Eukaryota; Fungi; Ascomycota; Pichiomycetes; Serinales; Metschnikowiaceae. Gene Ontology annotation, biological process: protein deubiquitination. Gene Ontology annotation, cellular component: membrane.
AUGGCUUCUAAUCCACCUCGUCUGGGCUCCGUGCCGCUCGAAUCCGCUCAUACUGGCGAGUCCAACACUCUGCCAGCCGAAACCCCAGUUUCUGCCCCAGCAUCUCAAGUUAAUGAUCAUAAGUCCAGCAAUCCGUUUGCCAAUGGCCAGUUUGCAACCAGAUCUUCUACGCAAACAGAAAGCACUGACGCCUCGUUUUUCACUGCUAACGAUAAUAUCCACCAUGUGGCGACGCUGGUGCCGAAGGAUCAGUUGAAGAAGGCUCCUUUUAAGACAUCAAACCGUAUCUUUAGUGAUCUCAAGUACACCCCACGUUUCUUCCAGCUUAAGGGUCUGCCAGCGUUUAAUGAUUGUCAUGCCACGUCUUUGUUGUCUGGUAAACCUAUAGAUUACGCUAGGCACUUGCUGCUGACGUUGGUGGCGGAAAGAGACCACUUUGAGCCCUUGAUCUUGAACAACGCCAUCGAUUACAUUCCUGCGUUCCAGAAACAUGACUUCCCAGAGAGAAGUCUAUCUGUUUCGAUUGUUCGUGGUCUUUUAGUUCGUAAGUCGACGCAUGAGAUUUACCACUUCAGGUUAUCUAUUCUUGAGCAGAACAAGCCACAGGUGUUUUCCAUCGAUAAGCAUGAGUAUCACGUUGUUCUGAAGGACGACGUUUCUCCUGAUGACUUUGACGCUUUGGGCGAGGAUAAGUUGGCCGUUGCCCUGCAAGUGGUCGAUGACGCCUUCUACAAGUCGCUAAAUACCUCCCAUAAUCAUAUCUUGAGGGUUACUGUCUUUAAGCCAGAAUUCACCAGAGACGAAGUGAACGGUAUCACAGACGUGGAGGUGGUGAAUCAGAGAUUCACUGAAGGCAUCAAGAAUAUUCCUGACUCGCCAGCGGCUCAAGCGACAAAGUUUGAUCCAAUCAAUUGUGUUGUUACCCUUUUGAAGGUUCUAAAGAAUCCCAUCACUUUGUCCGAGAACGAGCCUUUGCAAACCAUUCCCAAGGUAAGAUCUGGCCUCGAAGCUAAAAUAGAUACGUCCUUGCUCUUCAACAAGUUGAACUUCUCGUUGGACGAGAAAGAACAAGUAUUCGUGCCACCAAACCUUAGCAAAGAUCCCCUUCUUCGGGAAAGUUAUAUCCGUAAAGCAUACGAGUUGCUAUUCAUUGGAAAGCUUCUUAGGACGUCUCAUCCUAAUGACUUUGACCGCCAAUACUCAUACAACGACUCAAUGUCUCGUGCAUUCACAGCGCUUGGCGAAGUGGACAAAUAUUCUUCGGUAACGUCAUUCAGACAAGACAACUCGGACAACUUUCCGUUCUUUGUUGCCUUGAGUGCAUUUUCAUUUUACCAGGAUGAGUUACUCAUCAAAUGUUACGAGAAUUCAGUGGCAUCUGAUGAGUCCAACAAGCUCUUUUAUGUUGAUUCUUUCAAGCACUUAAUGGCAUACCGCUCGUCCAGAGCAGGUGGCAGGUUACAAUCCUACUAUCAGAAUCAAUAUAGUAAGGGUCUUAUUUAUGGGUUCUCGGAAUACAGAGAUGCCUUGAAGUCUAUUGGCGUUGAAGGGAUUUCUCCAGAUGAUAAGAUCGACGACGAUGUCGUCAUUGGCAUGUACAAGCAGGCUUGCAAGAAUGACCACAAGAACUACACAUACUAUAAUAAGCAGUUGAGAAUUGUUGCUACUAUCAAGCAAAGUUCAGGCUUGCUCAAGUUCCUUGACAAUGAGCUUAUUCCAGCCUUAAUUGCUCUCGAGGAAUUGAGGAUUGAGGAGCUCACAGAGGACGAUGUCGUCAUUACAGCCUAUGAGUUCCGUCUUGAUGAGGUUCUCCAAUCGGUCAACUUUAAUGCUGAAUCGCAAGAAAUUCGCUUCUUGAACAAAUGUUUGCUCUCCAUAGCUAUAAGCCGGAAGAGUUACAUUCUCAUGACUUACAUCGAGACAAAGGUUCCAGGCCUUGCUCAAGAGGAGCCUCGCUUAAGUGUUGACGAAGCACUAGACUACUUGGGUGCUGAUAGACUGACAAAUGACUUUGAGAUUUCCGCUAAAUUUCAAGAAAAGAUGGCGACCUCUGAGGUUGGCGAUGUCAGUGAUUUCAUGACCCUUAGAGGUAGUUUACGUGCCUUGGCAGAGGCUAAGAAGCUGGAUAUUUUAUUCAGCUUUCUCAAGAACGGCAAGAUUGAUUCCUCAUUAUUGCCUCCGGAAAAUUGGCCUGCUGGUUUGGACAAUAUCGGAAACACCUGCUAUUUGAACUCCUUGCUUCAAUACUACUUUUGCAUUAAACCUUUGCGCGAGGCCAUCCUUUCGUUUGAUGAUACCAACCUCGAAAGCUUGAAAGUGAAGAAGAGAAGAAUAGGAGGACGUGAUGUUGAACAGUCUGAACUUGAGAGAUCUGGCCAGUUCGUCUUUAGACUUCAGAGCUUAUUUCUGGAGAUGAUUUCUACAAGACACAGAUGUGUUCAGCCAAGUAAAGAAUUGGCGUAUCUUUCAUUUUUGCCAUUGUCCCAGAGUGUUGAUUUCAAGCAAGAGCCCGAAGUUUCCGAAAAGCCGUCGACCGAAGAUCAGCAAAGAAACCCAGCCAGUGAAGGUCAUGCAUUCUCAGAUAUGGAUGUCGACGCGAAUGAAUAUGGUGACAAUCGUCUGAUCCAAGAUGUGGAUAUGUCCGACAAGGAAAAUGAUCCAUCAACUGGUUCAUCGAACUUGCCUAAAAAUAAGUUAGAUGACUCUUCUUACAACCUUCUCGAAUUAUCUGAAGAAGAGCCAGCGAAGGUGGAUGCUCAAGCUGAUGCUCCAUCAGAAGCACUUGCAGAGGAUUCCUCGAAGAGUUCCGUUGAUUCCCCAGAGAACGCAGAAAAUGAUAAACCUCAGCAAAAGAUCAUGAGUAUUAGCACGGAUCAAAUCGAGAGCACUAUUGAGAUUGGAAGACAACAAGAUGUGACUGAAUGUAUCGAAAAUGUCACUUUCCAGAUCGAAACAGCUCUCGAGCCUACGAAGAUUGAUGAUGACGGCGAGCAGUAUGACUUGGUUAAACAGUUAUUCUGUGGUAAGACGAAGCAAACCAUCACUCCAUUAGAUAAAAGCAAUGGUGCCAAGUCCAGAAGUUCUUUUGAGCGGUUCUUCAGUUUGAUCAUCAACGUGAGUGACCAUCCAAAGGAUAUCUACGAUGCUCUUGAUAACUAUUUCAUUGAGGAUAUAAUGAAUUUGGAAGAAGGCCAGGUGAAGAAGACUACUACAAUCACCGAACUUCCUGAAAUCCUCCAAUUCCAUGUUCAAAGAGUGCUUUUCGAUAGAGAGAAGCUCAUGGCAUACAAGUCCUUGGAAGUCAUUCCAUUCAAAGAAACCAUCUACUUGGACCGUUACCUUGACACCGACGACGAAGAGAUCAAAAGAAGAAGGCUGCAAGUGUAUGAAUGGAAAGCUGAGAUCAAGAAGUUGCUGGAGGAGAAAGAUGCACUUUUGCAAGUCAACCCCGAGACGAAACUCUCAGCAAUUGAUGCGUUACAAGCUACCAAGAAAUUUUUGGAGACCAAAUUGGCCGUAUUCCCUGAAUUAUCCAUCAAGCCUGAAACCAUCGAGGCCAUUGGCACACAAAUCACCGAGUUCAAGAGCAAGCUCCAGUCGAUCCACGACGAGAUCCGAGUACUCCAAGAAAAAUCCACCAACCACUUCAACGCCUACCAAAAAGUCGGCUACACUCUUUUUGCCAUCUUCAUCCACCGCGGUGAAGCUUCCUACGGUCACUACUGGGUAUACAUUAAAGACCUCCAUAGGAACAUCUACAGAAAGUACAACGACGAUGUGGUUACAGAAGUGCCUGCACUGGAAGUGCUUAAUUUUGCCGAAGGCAACACUGCCACUCCCUACUACAUGGUGUUUGUGAAGGACGAGCUCAAGGAGUCUGGCCACAACCGUUGGGCUCUAGAAAACUCCUUUGACAAGUUCCAGCAAAAUGCCAUUGUGAACAAUGUGUUUGAAGUGAAGGGCUUUGACCGUGAUGACGAAGACGACCACGAGUGUCCUCCAUGUUUCAAUUGCAACUUGCCAAAUCAUAAAUGUGCACAGUUCUCCAAAUGUAACACAUUCACUGGAAUGUGUGAAUGUCACGAUGGAUUUGGAGGUCUGGACUGUUCAGAGCCGUUGUGUGGGUCUCUUGGGAAGGAUAACUCGAAAAGAAGACCUAGAGGUAAUGAAACUACAUGUUCUUGCGAUAGUGGCUGGGACGGUAUCAAUUGUAACCUAUGCACGGAGGAUUCCGUGUGUGACGCCUUUAUGCCUGAGGGGCUCCAGGGAACAUGUUACCAGAGAGGUGUGGUUAUUAACAAGAUCCAUCAGAUGUGUAAUGUGACCAAUCCUAAGAUUAUUAAGAUUCUAGAGGGUGAGAUUCCUCAGGCGACAUUUAGCUGUGACAGGAAGAACAAUACUUGUGAUUUCCAGUUCUGGAUCGAUGAGGUGGAAUCGUUUUACUGUGAUUUGAGCCGGUGCAGCUUCGACUACGACUUGGAAUCCAAUACUACUCGCUAUAAGUGCGAGGAUGUUGCCUGUGAGUGCUUGCCGGACCGUAUGCUUUGCGGUAAGUCAGGCUCAAUUGACAUCUCUGAGUUCCUCGAAAAGACAAUUAAGGGUCCUGGCGACUUUACCUGUGAUAUCAGCAAGGGAAACUGUCGGUUUUCGGAACCCAGCAUGAACGGCUUGAUUUCAUCGGUUUUCGGUGAUCCUUACAUUACGAUUCAUUGUAAGGCCGGAGAGUGUGUCCACAAGAGUGAAAUUCCAGGCUACGACUUACCUGAUCGCAGCAAGUUUACCUGGUAUAAUCUUUUCACUAUUGCCGCUGUGGUAGCGGUUGUGGGUGUGGCCAUCAUUACUUCCAUCUAUCACAUCAAGAAUAGUCCGCUUUUUAAGACUGGAAGUCUUCUGGGAUAUGACAAUGAUACAGAUUUCAACCCGUUGAAUGAGAACUUCACGCCUACGACUUUGUCCUUUAAGGAUGUGUCUUAUCACCUUGGCAACGACACCCAGAUUUUGAAUAACAUUUACGGUUUGGUGAACCCUGGAGAAUGUCUCGCUAUUAUGGGUGGAUCUGGUGCUGGUAAAACUACACUUCUUGAUAUCUUGGCUGGAAAGAGAAAGAGCGGCAAGACUUCUGGUGAAAUUUACGUCAACGGCCAGAUCCUUGACCGUCAUGACUACAGACAAAUUGUUGGCUUUGUUGACCAGGAAGAUCAUUUGAUUCCUACCUUGACUGUCUAUGAAACAGUGCUCAACAGUGCUUUAUUGAGACUUCCAAGGGUCAUGCCAAUGCAUUCUAAGAUCUCCAGAGUAAUUGAAGUGUUGAACGAAUUGAGAAUCUUGAAUAUCAAGGAUAGAGUUGUUGGUUCUGACUUUAACAGAGGAAUUUCUGGUGGUGAGAAGAGAAGAGUUUCUAUCGCUUGUGAACUCGUGACGUCACCAUCGAUCUUGUUCUUGGAUGAGCCUACUUCUGGUCUUGACGCCUACAAUGCUAGAAAUGUUGUGGACUGUUUGGUCAAGUUGGCAAGAAGCUACAAUAGAACGAUCGUGUUCACCAUUCACCAGCCUAGAUCGAAUAUUGUCUCAUUGUUCCACAAGCUCUUGUUGCUUAGCGAAGGUGACCUUAUCUAUUCUGGUGAUUUGAUUAAAGCCAACGAUUUCUUCACCAAGCAUGGUUACAGAUGUCCUCCAGGUUAUAACAUUGCUGAUUACCUCAUUGACAUUACAAUGGAUCACAAGAAGGUUGUCAAGGUACCCAGCGCGGAAGAAGAUGUCCAUGCUGCUUUCUCGAACCCUGCUAAUACCGAGGUGGACGAGACUGCCGAAUGGGAACAUUAUGCUACUCAUCGCGAUGAAUAUAACUUCCAGCCCUUGGCUCUGGCUGAUAAUGGCGACAAGUUGGUCCAAUUGCACAAGAAAUUGCCACAGACAUUUGGUGAGUCCGUGCUUGCCAUUGAGCUCAAGCAGGAGAUCGAGGAGUCCAAGCAAAGCUCUGCUGCUCUUGAUGUUCUGCAUCAUCUUUUGAAGAAGGCUUCGUUGUUUACUCAGUUUUCCGUGUUAAGCUCCAGAACGUUCAAAAACUUGUACAGAAACCCCAAGUUGCUUCUCACGAACUACGUUUUGUCAUUGUUAGUUGGUCUUUUCUGUGGCUCACUUUACUACAAGGUGUCUAACGAUAUUAGUGGAUUCCAGAACCGUUUGGGUUUGUUCUUUUUCGUCUUGGCUUUAUUCGGUUUCUCUUCUUUGACUGGAUUGCAUUCAUUUGCCGAGGAGAGAAUCAUCUUCAUUCGUGAGAGAGCUAACAACUACUACCAUCCAUUCAGUUACUAUGUCAGCAAGGUGUUGUGUGAUAUUGUUCCAUUGCGUGUGCUUCCACCGAUCAUUUUGCUCAGUAUCUUGUACCCAUUAGUGGGAUUGACCAUGGAACAUAAUGGGUUCCUCAAAGCUCUCCUCGUUCUUGUCAUGUUCAACGUCGCCAUUGCAUCCGAGGUUUUGAUCGUCGGUAUUUUGAUCAAGGAUCCUGGCACUUCGACGAUCCUGGCGGUUUUGAUUCUCCUCUUCUCAUUGUUGUUCGCUGGUCUCUUCAUCAACAGUGAAGACCUCAAAGUUCAGACCAAAUGGUUGCAGUGGAUUUCAUUGUUCCAUUAUGCAUACGAAGCACUCGCUAUUAAUGAGGUCAAGGACUUGAUUUUGAAAGAAAAGAAGUACGGACUUUCCAUUGAAGUUCCAGGUGCUGUUAUCUUAAGUACCUUUGGUUUCGAAGUUUCGGCAUACUGGAAGGACGUGAGCUACUUGAUCGGCUGGGCCGUCACCUUCCUUAUUCUCGGCUAUUUCUUCUUGCACUUCUUAACCUAUGAAAGAAGGUAA